Messenger RNA from Schizophyllum commune H4-8, 945 nucleotides. RefSeq lists its product as uncharacterized. The coding region runs from base 343 to 822 and encodes 159 amino acids. The record is from RefSeq and is a predicted model, not a curated record. The transcript has 2 exons. NCBI's taxonomy places the organism in Eukaryota, Fungi, Basidiomycota, Agaricomycetes, Agaricales, Schizophyllaceae.
UCUAACAAGCUGACCUUCAGUCUUGUCAGCACCUCAUGAACGCCACGCUGGUCUCGUACAUGUACACAUUCAGAUACCGUACGUACAUGAAGGCUAGGUCAAGCCCAGGAUACAUGCGCGUCGGUAAAGAGGAGAGUAUGAGCAGCAACUGCGCGAACACGAUAUCAAAGCUAGGCGCCCAAGCGAACAGACGACACCAAGAGGAUCAAGACAUUCAAGAAGAUAUCGAACCUAACAAAGGCGGCGCAGAUACUGGUCAAGGUGGAGAAGUACAUACAUCGGUGAAAGGAGGACACGAUCAUAUAGAAUAAGCACAUAACAUCACAGCCUACCGGGCUCAGGAUGCACGGGAGUCAAGACUCGCGAGACGAACACUCGGAACUCAAGCGGAACUCAGGCACGGCGAUCGAGACAGCCGGCUUCGAAACUACCGCCUCGCGUACGCCUGCCCCACCGGCGGCGGCGCCUGCUGCGGCAUCUGCUGCUGCGCCUGCUGCUGCCAAUGCCCCGGCGCGCCCAUCCCCUGCUGCCCGCCCUGCCCCGCCGGCGCGCCCUGUCCACCCUGCGCCGGCGCCUGGCUGCCGCGGCGGCGGCGCUUCUCGCCGGUCGCGGCGGGGCGGCCGCCGUGCGAGGACUCGUCCUCCUCCUCCUCCGCGGCCUCGUCUGCUUUGGUGGGGGCGGGGCCCGGGGGAGGGGGGCCGGAGAUGGCGAGCCCGCCGGGGACGUUGUUGGGCGGGGGUGGGGGCGGGGCGGUCUGCAUGGGCUGCUGGCGGCCGAGGGGCGCGCCGGGCGGCAUGUUGGAGGGGCCAUGGGGGGCGUUGAGGCAGGCUUGGAUGAGGUUCUUGCCCUCGGGCUGGGUGACGAGGGGCUGGAGCUUGGCGGUGGUAAAGGUGUAGACGAGGCCGGUCUCGGAGACGACGAGCAGGAGGACCUGCGUGCCGGUGA